AUGAUUGUCAGGACCCUGCUAUUAUUGUCUGCGGCUUGUCUAGCCGCCGUUUCGGCUGACUGCGUCGAUAAGAAGACCAACGUCGUCCGAGUCAUUGAUGGGAGUAUGUAUUCAAGUCUCAUGGAUAAGAUAAAUCCUCAUUGUUCGCAAGAAUCACUGAUAACCUUUCAUUGUUUUAGCAAACGGACUGCCGAUUACCACUCAAGAUGGUGCUGCCAGCACCUACGAUUCGAAAAGCCAGCCCAGCUGUCAUGGAAACGAGCCCGAUGUAAAGUUCCCGGGAUCUGUGAGGGCGCUCAGCGGAUUUGUCAAAGUCUCCAAGCCUUUGAAGCUGGUUGAUAACAGCCGGGUUUUGCUGACGCUGAAGAAAAACUCGUUCAUGAUUGGCACCGUCUGUGAGAACGGAAGGUCCAGACACGUUGGAAUCCCUAGCAAGUAUUGGUGAGUUCAUAUUGGCUGGCCUUGUUCGAGAAGCGGGUUACGCAACGAUGGGUUGAUCGUCAGAUUUAGAAGCUUUUCAGUGCCGUUUUAUCAUCACAUAUCGUAGUUCUAGGAAAAAUUUUUACGUUGCAAAAAUUGAAGCAAACAUUAAUAAACAUUUGUCUGCUUCCUUGUCAGACGUCUUUACCGAGUAUGGUCUAAAAAUGCCGAAAAUGAUUGGGAGAAAUCCGUGCAACUGGGGUACCUUGUCCAUAGCCUUAGGACUUCUUCAACGUCAUUUUAUUCUUUUCAAUUUCCAGCCAACCAGAGCCCUGCAAAUUCGCCGCCGGCCUAUGUACUUUGCUCGAAAAGCCCGGCACCUACGAUCUCUCUCAACUCGAGGAAUCCAUUGGAAUCAACGGCACCCUCGCUCUCCCCAAACUGCCUCCAGCUCUCAAAGGCAUUAUCAAGGGCGAAUGGAAAGUGGAGGGCAAACUUCUUGUGGACAAUCAGGUCGUUGCUCAUAUCAAAGUUCCCCAAGGAAACGGCUGGAUAUAUUUGGAAGAGGAAUAA
Molecule: messenger RNA, 993 nt
Organism: Bursaphelenchus xylophilus (pine wood nematode)
Lineage: Eukaryota; Metazoa; Nematoda; Chromadorea; Rhabditida; Aphelenchoididae
Source: the annotation of a GenBank genome assembly